GGUGCCUUACGAAAUGGCGGCUAUAAAAGAGCAAAAUUGGGAGAGUGGGAUAGAAGAGCUGAGGAGGAGAAGAUGGGGUCAGGGUAUUCAACAGAUAUGGAAGAGCGAGAAGAAAGCAGAACAAGUAUGGGUCAUGAUGAAGGAGGAAGAAAGAGCAGCACAGAAGUGGAUGAUGGUUUCCCUCACAAUUAUGAGGCAAUUCUGAGAGAUGCAGACGAUUUUGUUGAUCGAUCAUCCAAAGAGAAGCUGUUUGAGCAGUUGUAUGCUGGAGUUUUCUUGAAUCAAAAGAAGAAAAAGUACUGGGUGGAUAGAAGGUGGAGAAAGAAUUGUUUCAUAUUGUUUGCCAGAGAUCUAUCUAUUACCUGGGGAGAAGACAAUCGUUACUGGCAUUGGCCGCUGCACCAAGAAUCCAGCGAAAUGAGUGUUCCAGUGGCAGAACUGCUUAACGUUUGCUGGCUAGAAAUCCAUGGAAGAUUUGAUGUAUCUAAACUUUCGCCGGAAACAAGAUAUGAGGUCAUAUUUGUAGUGAUGCUGAAAGAUCCGGCAUAUGGAUGGCAUAUUCCGGUGAACCUGAGGCUCAUUCUGCCGGACGGCAGCCGACAGGAGCGUAAAGAAAAUCUAAUGGAAAAGGCAAGAGGGAAAUGGAUAGAAAUCCAGGCAGGAGAGUUUGAUACGUGGUCUAUGGCAAAGAAUGGAGAGAUUGAGUUCUCUAUUUACGAAUAUGAAGGUAGUGUUUGGAAGAGGGGUUUAGUCAUUAAAAAUGUUGUUAUCAGGGCAAAGGCAUAAGAUCGUUACUGUAUUUUGUAGACUUGGUUUCUUACGAGGGAUGUGAGCACUAAUAUAUAUGUCAAAAUUAAAAUAAAGAAAGUAACUAUUAUAUUUGUCAAAGAUUUUGUGGUCUAGUGGCACCCGGUGUCUCUGUUUACACUCCCGGCCACAUGGAUGAUGGGUGAAUUUGAGUCUCGGUGGAAGCAACUGUUGACUCUUUGUACUUCAUAGAGUCAAUAGUACUCAAAAAACAAAAGUUAUCAUUAUAUUUAUAUUGUUUAUGUAGCUAGGUUUACGGUCUUAUUUUAUAAGUAAUCAAAUAUUGUAUAUUGCAUAAUUAAAUAAACUAAUAAUUUACCAGUGUGA
Ipomoea triloba (trilobed morning glory) is the source of this 1134-nucleotide messenger RNA. RefSeq names its product lectin-like. Lineage: Eukaryota; Viridiplantae; Streptophyta; Magnoliopsida; Solanales; Convolvulaceae. The coding region runs from base 73 to 786 and encodes 237 amino acids. The record is from RefSeq and is a predicted model, not a curated record. The transcript is spliced from 3 exons.